AUGGAGCAUUGUAAUGUUGUCGUUACUCUAGCUGAACUAAGGUUGCAGUUGUAUAAGAAUGAGGAUGAGAAGGAUAUUGAUCCAACUCAAUAUAGGAGGUUAAUUGGAUCCUUGCAUUACUUGUGCAAUAUGCGAACAUACUUGGAGUUUAAUGUCGAUAUUGUGAGUAGACUCAUGGGGAGACUAAAGGUGUCUCACUUGGCAGAACUCAAGAGGAUCCUAAGAUAUGUCAAAGGUUCUAUUGGUUGUGUAAUUAUCUUUAGCGCAAUGGAUACGGGAAUAAAAUGCAAUUUUCUCGGUUUUAUCGAUUCCAAUUGGUGCAAGGAUAAAGAUGAUCAAAAUUCUACAGCCGUGUGGCUUAUGAGUCUAUUGGAGGAGCUGGGCAGUAGUGAGGGUGAGGCUGUUACACUCCUGGUUGCACAUGGGAGGAGUAAGCAUAUUGAGAUGAGGUUUCACUACUUGAGGGAGGUUGUUAGUGAAAAAAAGGUUACGAUUUAG
Messenger RNA from Lathyrus oleraceus (garden pea), 498 nucleotides. RefSeq lists its product as uncharacterized. The record is from RefSeq and is a predicted model, not a curated record. Bases 1 to 498 code for a protein of 165 amino acids. Lineage: Eukaryota; Viridiplantae; Streptophyta; Magnoliopsida; Fabales; Fabaceae. The transcript has 2 exons.